Pieris brassicae (large cabbage white) is the source of this 1724-nucleotide messenger RNA. RefSeq names its product protein Wnt-11-like. The transcript is spliced from 7 exons. Gene Ontology annotation, cellular component: extracellular region. Lineage: Eukaryota; Metazoa; Arthropoda; Insecta; Lepidoptera; Pieridae. Gene Ontology annotation, biological process: multicellular organism development; canonical Wnt signaling pathway; cell fate commitment. Gene Ontology annotation, molecular function: frizzled binding; cytokine activity. Bases 67 to 1437 code for a protein of 456 amino acids. The record is from RefSeq and is a predicted model, not a curated record.
CCGUGCAUUUCGCGCCCGAAUUUCGCUAACUUUUCGGAACAUUCGUUGACAUUUUUUGAUUUAGUGAUGCGCUGUUUUGUUGUGUUGUUCGUUUUAUUUUUUGUUUUCCUACCGAAGCCGGCGGAGGCGAUUCGAUGGCUAGCCCUGCACGAGAGCGUAGGGAACUGGACAGAAAGCGAUUGCUGGGAGGCGAAACAAAAUGGUAGCCUUUGGGGUGAACAGGCCCGAGUCUGUAGGCGGCAGCCAACAGCCAUGCCUCACGUAGCGGCCGCAGCACGACUGGUCCGUUCAGCCUGCCUUUCAGCCCACGCGGGCGACCGUUGGAACUGCUCAUCCAUUGAACUAGCACCGAAGUAUACGCCAGAUUUGCUCACAGGUACAAGAGAACAAGCGUACGUAUACGCAAUGUCGGCGGCCGCAUUGUCGUGGAGCGUGGCGCGAGCUUGCGCAUCGGGCUCGCUCGCUGCUUGCUCCUGCGCUGCCCCUCCACGUGCUCCACCGCGGCCACCACGUCAGGCAACCUCAGAACCCCAUGCGAGAUUUAAGUGGGGUGGUUGUGGGGAUAACUUUCAUUGGGCAGAAAGAUUCGCCAGGCAGUUCUUAGAUGCACACGAAAUAGAUAUACGUGAUGGAAACUAUGAGGAAUAUGAAGAACCCACCACGACCGAAUUAACAACGCUGGAAUCCACAACAGCCCCACCAGUUGUCAUAUUGGUUGAUGAUCAACCAGCACCGCCAAAUUUCACAACUAUGACCCCAAAAAGGAAAGGUCGGCGGGGACGAAAACGUCUCCCUAGGUCACCCCGCAGAGGCAGGCCUACGCGGAAACGAUUCAGAGAACGAUAUGAAUAUGAUGAUAGAGGCUUCAGACAUCGCAAUAUAGAAUAUCGUAUGGCGGCAGACGACCCCCGCUUCGACCCUCAAGUGGAUUUGCAAACUCGGCUCGAACGUUUACGACCGCUUAUAGCUUCUGCAAAUUUGAUGAACGUACGCUUUGGCAGGAAAACAGUAUCAAGUAGUAUGCGCACAAAAUGCACAUGCCAUGGCGUGUCGGGAUCGUGUUCUGUACGAACAUGUUGGCGAUCCUUGGCACCAUUACAAAGAACGACCUCCGAAUUGGCGAGGGAGGCAGCACGGGCUGGGCCUCUAAGGGCCACAAGACGCGCUGCUAGGGCGAAGCCCCGGCUGCGAUAUGUCACACCAAGUCCGGACUACUGCGAACCGGAUACCGCUGCUGGAUCAUUGGGAACCCAUGGCAGGCAAUGCAAUGUCAGCCUCGGCAACGGGCCUGGUGGCUGUGGAAGGUUGUGUUGUGGCCGUGGAAGAAAGGCGCUACGUCACAGUCGACUUGAACGCUGUCAUUGCCGAUACCAUUGGUGCUGUCGAGUUGACUGUCAACUAUGUCGAGUUACCAGCGAAGAACAUUAUUGUAACUAAGACAUUCCAAUCAAAAUACAGCGGGGAUAUACGAAUCGAUUUUUUAUUUAAAGGCGAUAUGAAAAAUGAAACCGAUUUGAAAUUCAGUCAACAGUAACUAUUUUAAAAACGUCUCCGCUAAAUGCGUUAUUUUACACAAACAGGCAUUUUAGCUUCCUUAUUUUGAAAUCUGUCAAUACUCAUAAAUAGUGGUACUCUUAAUAAUAAUAAAUAUUUAUUUGCAAAGAAAGUGGUACUUUUAGAUUCCUUAAUUCUAAAAAAUAGGCAUGCAGGUGUCAUAUUAAUUA